ACUGCAAAUUCUGAUAGAAGUUGGAAUAAUCAAGUAUUUAGAGAAGAGGAACCUUCCCAAAGUGGAAUAUUGUCCCUUAAACCUGAAAAGUACCGAGCGACAGCUGAAAAAUUCAGACUUGACUUUGACAUACAAAGUAAUCGCUGCCGGAUUUAUAUCUGCAUGCAUCAUGUUCAUCUAUGAAAUGAUCAGGCGCAGACAACAUGUCUCCUGUCUUUGUUGUGGGAAAAGUUGUUCCUUCUGCUGGCCUGGGAUAGAGACUCCAGAUGAUCCAAUACUUCCGCCUCCAGUGGUAUUACAAAGUGAAAACAACUACGUGGAAAAAGAGAGCACAAUUCGUCACACUAUUAAUCACAACUUCAAUAAUGAUUCGAACCACAACAAUAGCAAUCGUCACCCGCAAGUUGAGCAGAUUUCACUGAUUGAUGAAAGUAUUUAUGGAGCCGCCGCAUCUGCGCGGAAAACUUAUAUCAAUGGAAGAGAUUACUGGGUAAUUACUGCACCCAAAGGAGACAAACGACUGAUUCCGAUUAGAACUCCUUCAGCGCUGCUGUUUCAGUACACGACAUGA
Messenger RNA from Diachasma alloeum, 571 nucleotides. RefSeq lists its product as uncharacterized. The transcript has a single exon. The annotation marks the transcript as partial. Lineage: Eukaryota; Metazoa; Arthropoda; Insecta; Hymenoptera; Braconidae. The record is from RefSeq and is a predicted model, not a curated record.